CUUAUAAUGGAAAACACUCGUCAGCAGGCUGCUGAGGUCGUGCUUUAAGUUACUUGCGAAGGAACUGUAAAGAUGCUCAUGUAAUUUAUUGUGCUAUAAAACCUACUAGAGGUAACAUUAACCAGUAAUUCUAGAAUUGGAAUGCAGAAGAGGUCGUUUUUUAUCAAUAAAAAGUAGGUAAAUUUAUUUCCAAAAAACCCCAAACCGUGUGAAGAGUAUCUAGUUCUUACUCUGGAAAAAGAAACAAAACCUGAUCCGUGAAGAGGAAUGGGAUAUUUUGGUGCAUUAUGUAAACAUCUCAUAAAAUUCUCAGCAGGUAGAAAUUGGAAUAUGCUUAAUAUAGCUACGGGAGGAUUUUUGCUUUUUAAAGACUAUUGCAUGAAUGAGAUCGAUGAAGCCGUCCCUCAGCUGAAGUUUUACGAAGAGCUCUUCUGCCUUGGCUUCGUGUCCUCCACCGGAGGAAGCGGCGCGUCUGGUCCUCCGCAUCCCGGAGGCUUUCCCCGUGCCGAGGUGAGAUGCCCAAGCACCGUGCCUGCAGUCCCAGGCACCUCGUUCCCUGUAGCACCCAUCCAGACUGAGAGCGACGCCCCGGUGUCCGUAGCUGAUUUCGGGCAGCUGCCUGGCCUUGUGGAAAAGGACAUGUGGCUGGAGGUACCAGCGUUCGGAUCACACUCCCAAAUGCUUCGUGCCCUUCUCUAGCAUCCUUUUGCCUGUAGAGCAGAGCGCGGCUGCCCGUGGCGCUGCACGAGGGACGCAGGGACAGCCGGGGCUGGCGCUGGCUUCUGAGAUCUCUGGGGAGUGGCGGUGGCAGGGCUGCAGAACAGCCCUGGGAGUGCUGCAGAGCAAGAGGAGCCUGCGGAGAGUGGUGCGAGAGGUGGCUUUAGAUCGCUAAGAUAAAAGAAUACGAGAAGCUGGAUUCUGAGGAGGAGCGUAUGACCCGAAGUCGGCAGAUUUAUGACACGUACAUAAUGAAGGAGCUUCUCUCCUGUUCACAUCCUUUCUCAAAACAAGCUGUAGAUCAUGUACAAACGCAUUUAGCCAAGAAACAAGUGCCAGCCAGCCUUUUUCAGCCAUAUAUAGAAGAAAUCUGUGAUAGUCUCCGAGGAAAAAUAUUUCAGAAAUUUAUGGAAAGUGACAAGUUUACUAGAUUCUGUCAAUGGAAAAACGUAGAACUAAAUAUUCAUCUGACCAUGAAUGAUUUUAGUGUACAUAGAAUAAUAGGAAGAGGGGGAUUUGGUGAAGUGUAUGGUUGCAGAAAAGCAGACACUGGAAAAAUGUAUGCAAUGAAAUGUUUAGAUAAGAAGAGAAUCAAGAUGAAGCAAGGAGAAACAUUAGCCUUAAAUGAAAGAAUUAUGCUGUCUCUUGUCAGUACAGGAGACUGUCCUUUUAUAGUGUGUAUGACCUAUGCCUUCCACACCCCUGACAAACUCUGUUUCAUUCUGGACCUGAUGAAUGGAGGAGACUUGCACUACCACCUCUCCCAGCACGGAGUGUUUUCUGAAAAAGAAAUGAGGUUUUAUGCUACUGAAAUCAUCCUGGGUUUAGAACACAUGCACAAUCGCUUUGUUGUGUACAGAGACCUAAAGCCUGCAAAUAUCUUGUUGGAUGAACAUGGGCACGUGAGGAUAUCAGACCUUGGGCUGGCUUGUGAUUUUUCCAAAAAGAAGCCACACGCUAGCGUAGGUACCCAUGGAUACAUGGCUCCAGAGGUGCUCCAGAAGGGAACAGCAUACGAUAGCAGUGCGGACUGGUUCUCGUUAGGCUGCAUGCUUUUCAAACUUCUGAGAGGUCACAGUCCUUUCAGACAGCACAAAACCAAAGACAAGCAUGAGAUCGACCGGAUGACGCUCACCGUGAAUGUGGAGCUACCAGAUUCAUUUUCUCCUGAACUGAAGUCCCUUUUGGAAGGGCUCCUGCAACGGGAUGUUAGCAAGAGACUUGGAUGCCAAGGAAGAAGUGCACAAGAAGUAAAAGAACAUCCUUUCUUCAAAGGCAUUGAUUGGCAGCAAGUCUAUUUACAAAAGUACCCUCCACCAUUGAUUCCUCCCAGGGGAGAAGUAAACGCGGCAGAUGCUUUCGAUAUUGGGUCAUUUGAUGAAGAGGACACUAAAGGCAUUAAGUUGCUUGAUAGUGACCAGGAAUUAUACAAGAACUUCCCUCUGGUAAUAUCGGAGCGCUGGCAGCAAGAAGUAGCAGAAACUGUUUAUGACGCAGUAAAUGCAGACACAGAUAAAAUUGAGGCCAGAAAAAGGGCUAAAAAUAAGCAGCUUGGCCACGAGGAAGAUUAUGCACUCGGGAAGGAUUGUAUUAUGCAUGGGUACAUGCUGAAACUGGGGAACCCGUUCUUGACUCAGUGGCAACGUCGUUACUUUUACCUCUUCCCAAACCGACUUGAAUGGCGAGGAGAAGGAGAAUCACGGCAAAACCUACUGACAAUGGAACAAAUAGUAUCUGUUGAAGAAACACAAAUUAAAGAUAAGAAGUGCAUUUUACUGAGAAUUAAAGGAGGAAAACAGUUUGUCCUACAAUGUGAGAGCGACCCAGAAUUUGUUCAGUGGAAAAAAGAGCUGACGGAAGCUUUUACUGAGGCACAGAGGUUGCUGCGUCGGGCUCCAAAGUUUCUCAAUAAAUCUCGCUCCACAGUUGUAGAGCUUUCAAAACCACCGCUCAGCCACAGGAAUAGCAAUGGGCUGUAGGAGAAACAGAGAACAAAGUUCACUUAGGGAAAGCUACUUUGUGAACUUGUUGAGUUUCACAGAAUCCUUAUGAGUGACUUUGUGCAAUCCCGCACGCGGGAUAUGCUUAGAAGAGGAAAAAUUAGAUGUUUACAGCAUGGGAUAAUGUCAGAACUCUGUCUCUGGAGGUUGUGAAGACUGGAACAAUGGCAAGUGAAUUCAUGCUCCUAGCAGCGGUGGAAAUUACCAAGCGUAGAGGCUGGAUGUUGCUCCCAUGCAUUCCUGCACCCUGGCGGUGUCUAAAAACGUGGUCCGUUACUCUAGAACUACUGAUGGAAGGAAGAUACUGUUUUCUCUGCAAUACCCUCGUUUGGUGCGUACCGAGCCUGGAGACUGAAAUGGUUACUGCUGGCUGGGAUGACACUUCGGUGUGCGAUACCGACAAACCCCUCAACUGCGGAAGGAGCUGCAGACUUGCCAUGUUGGAUAACCUUUAAUCUGUCGUGUUGCCAUGUUCUUUCCGACCAUUACUGCUGACUUUGUAGUAACCUUUCUCCAUACUGCUGAUGAUCAACAGUGUGACUCUUAUGCACUUCAAAGUACUGAAUUCUAACUGUCCUGUGGUUUAAAUGUUAUUGCUACUUCAUGGAAACAUUGAACUCAGAUUAUUCACUUGGUUUGUUGUACUCACUAAUAGUAGCUACCACCGGUUUGCUUCUUCUACGUAUAUGCAGUACUAUAACUGACACAAUAGAGUAAUAAUUGGUGAAGAGGAAUUUAUGGUAGCUUCAUCUAGUGCUCUGUUGUAUAAAUUGACUAUUUUAGCACAGUUUUUAAAGAGCAGAUUCCUUUUGACAAGUUUACAGUGAACAUAAAGACAGUUCUUUUCCAUUUCAGGUCAACUGCACUUUUUAAAAAUUAAAAAGAAAUUAUUCAAAUCCAAUGCAUUCUAGUGCAUGUACUGGGUUAAAGUGUCUGGGUACCUCGGUACGUAUUUUGGAUCACUCUUCAGUUACGGGACUUGUGGAUCCUUCUCUGUUGUACACAAAACCAUUAAGCAAGUGUGUUCUCAUAGCGUAGAUAUCCCAGCCUUUCGCUGUAGCUCAGCUCAGGAGGUUCGUGCACACAUCACAUGGCUCGGCUUGCAAAAGGAUUUUCAGUUUUCUUUUCUAGGGAAUUCAAACUGUCCACGUUCAAAACAGUCUGAGAAUACCGAGGAUGGAACUGACAAAACGAGCUGAUCCAAUGCCAGAUUUAUAUUAAUUCUACUUGAGACAUCAGUCAUGUCACGUGGAAACUCUUGCUAAAGUAAAGAUAUAACUUCUUAACUGUUAGACAACUUGAAGCACGUGAAGUCAGCCUUUCCCUGGUCAUUGGGAUGUUUUCUAAGACAUAGGUCAGGGCUUAAUUUAAGCUUUUUUCUGUUUCAGUGAACGACUUCAAGAACAUUUUCUCCCUGAUCAUGGUGAUACAAUUCCCGUCAUCCCUAAAGACGAUGGGAAUUGCAUCUCCAUAAAUGGCAGCAGAAGUUGCCCCGGCAGCUUCCCCUGGUGUGCACGGUUUGUCUCGCCAGUGCUGCUAACAGAUAACCGCAGAGUCGAGACCCGUCUCCUCGGAGAAGAGAACAAAUUGGCAAAAACAGGAGAGUUCUUUUGAAAGUAUUUGUUUAUCCAGAACACACUUGUAAUAAAAUUGGAUGUAUUUGCUUCUAGAAGUGGGAGUGACUUAACUCUGCAUAGCACGUGUUUUCACACCUGUGCGAACUGUCUUAUCACCCGCUGCAGCAGAAAAGGGAAAAUGCAUUUUGGAAGAUACCCCGUGUGAGUCGGGUGAUAUCUUUUAAUGAGUUUGGGGGUUUUUUUCACUUUUUUUUUUUAAUUACUCUGUAAGAAGAGUACCAGCUUCUCUGUCAUUCUUACUGGUGAGGGAUGUUCACCAUCUCAGCAUCCUCUGUAAGGCGUCGUUGUGGUAUUUACCGAGGGGUGGCACAGAAAACGUCUCGUCUUACUGGCACUGACGGAGCACUGAGUGCUGUUGAGCUUUUCCUACAAUACCAUGCCACGCUCUUAUUUUUUUUCUUCUUGAUUUGGAAAAAAACACCUCAGAUUGUGAGAAAAACUCUUAGUUCUCGUGUGACUGGUUUGUGCUUUCUUAGUUCGUUAUCGGUUCCAUUCUUCUCUCUAGUUGCUUUCCGCGGUUGCUUUUUACGCUGAACGCUUGCUGGCAGAGUUUUGCGGUUCCUGAUGCAGCGAUCCCAUCGGUUCCAGGCGCUGGUGUCUGUGAGGAGGGGAGGGACAGAUCUGCGAUUGGGACAUUGCGCCUCAAAACCAUGGAUUUUAUAUGAAACAAAGGCUGUGUAUUGACUUACGGAAGUAUGCAUAUUUUGAAGUGUAACAGAGUUGGGGUGUCCCUAGAACGUGCUCGUUAGUGUGGUCCUUAUUGCCUUGUCCGGGUACACGGCAGGAGCGGAAUAGUAAAAUAUUUGUUUUUCUUUAGUCAACUGAUUUAUCAACAAUUUAUAAAAGGUUUAUAUUUGUGGCUCACACGUGACUGUGCUGUUAGGAGAGAAGGAGAGAUGACCGUAGUGGAAAACUUGUGUACGCGUGGGGGAAGUUGGGAUCCCAGUGACAAGUUGGGUUCUGCGUGGAAGGGACUGGAUCUGCUGGUGUGGAGAGAGAGCUGCAAAGCAACAUGUGAGAUAAGAUCCAGCUCCAACUGAUCGUUCCUGGUUUAGGUACCAAAUUCUCUGAAGUUUUUUCUUGGACAAAGGUUCUUGGUGGUGUUAUUUUACAUGAGGGUCUUUAGCUGUAUGUGGACAAAAUCUUGUUGAACGCAGAGAACGUAAGGCAUGGUGUUGUCUUUUAUGCAUUUUGACCACGUUUGUAGGAUUUUCCUUAUUCUAUUUUUUUUUUUUUUUAAUGUUCAGGGAAGUAAAGAUAAAAGAAAUUAGAGCUUUGGGCAUCAACAUUGCUGAGUGAAUGAUUAAACGCGUAUUUUUAAACAAAUUAGCUGAAAGCCCUUUAAAGCAAAAUCAGCCCUACUGAAGAAUUAAGCAUGUGUGGGUAUUGUUUCUUACGCUUCAAAACAGAGAAUUACAUGCCAGAUAGAGCCAUGUUAAACACUCCCCUGACACAUCCACAUGCCUUCAGUGCUGCAGGGAUUAUUUUCUAAUUAUUCUUUGUCUCUGACGUACAAGCUGACAAAGGCAGUAAGACCAGAUCCUGGAAGGCGAGCGCGGGAGUGACGUGGUGGUAGAAAGAUGUGUAAUUUCUGCAGGAGCUGGGCUCGCGGGGGGGUCGCAGUGGCCUUUAGGAGAGCUGCAGCUCUGGUCUGUGUUCUUCGCCUUCCCCUUCCCUUUCCCCUUCCCAUUUCCUUCUGCUCUGGGGCAGGGCGGCAUUUUUGAUACGUGGGAGUUGCUGUAAAUUCAUGUCUUGCUUCAAGGACCGAGGUACAUCAAAUUCUAGGCAAAAUCAAGCUUUUAUGAGGUGAAAUUGAAGUGCAGGGGAAGCAAAGCUCCACUUACUCCUGCUGCGGGCAGAGUGUGACUGAGGAACCGUGUGGAGCUGGGCACAAGCUUGGCCGGUGCUGUAACGUGUUCCCUGGACACCGUGUCAACUGAGAUGUCCCAUCAUUGCAGGUAUCAAUUAGGCACUUUUUAUUAUUCAAAUUUGUUCGCUAAUUUUUUUUGCAAAUGAACGAAACCGUUAAAAGAAUAUUUACUGUCUUUUUUAAAAAAAGAAAUCCUUCAUCUAAGUGCAAGCUGUCCAGUUUUCUAAGUCUAACAGCUUCUUGGUGUUAGUUAUGUUUGAGCGUUAACGUCUUGUCACCGGGCCAGCAAAGUCUAGGGCUGCGGUCUCCCGAGUUACUGCUCCAGGCGCUGCUGGGAGAUAAGCCCUGCUGGUGGAAAUGCUGGAGCUGAGCCAACUUGCACCGGCGUUCCCGGUUUGUUACCCUCCCUGUUAGGCUUCGAAAACAAAGGCUCCGAGCACGCUAAUAGUAGCCUAAUAGUAGUUAAGGCUAAUAGUAGUUGGAUGUGCGGGUGGGAAACCUGGCAGGCAGGGACGGCGCUGCGCGAGGGUGACGGUGAUAGACCUCAGCUUAGUCGCCUUCCAGUUUUCCUUAAUUUCAACAACUCUCCUUUAGAAACGCCGUGGAAGUUUUUCUUCUCCCACUUGUCUCGAGCUGGCGGGGGGGGGGGAAGGAAUUAGGGUCAUCAGAUUGGUUUUGGUUUUAAUUGGUAUUUGCUGGUGUUUGCAGCCCAGUGGACAGAUAAUAGGAAAUGUCGUGUAUUUGGUGCUAAAACCAAACCUGUUUAUCCCAGUUGUGAUCCCGUACAAGGGGAUGCUGUCGAUGUCCGGUGGAGCUGCUCGGGCUGCUGGUUGAUACAGCAGCCCUGGCACCGCGAGCAGGCUCGGGCCCCCGACGCGUGCGACGACUUGCGCAGUAACAUUUCCUACAUUUACCGUCUCCGACGAUGGUAAAUUAGCUCAUGAACAGUGAAAUACCCGGAGCUCCGUGUGUUGCUCUUUUCCUGGCAGCUGGUCAGUUUUAGGACUAGAUUCUUCAAUAGCCCGUACAUACCUCCGUACUGCGGACGCUGGCCAUCGCACACUGGUUUCGCUGUUCCCCACGCGGCAGAUGGCAAGGACACAGUUAAUUUAACUCUGAAAUGCUCACACUCUAAAUAUAUAUGGAGGAAGGACUAUUUUGAAGUGUACAGUAGAAAAGUAAAUAAUUCUAGUUGCGUUGAUUAAUAUAAGGAAUGAGUCAAUUCUACAAAUCAAAAAAAAAAAAUCUGAAAAGCGUAUUUUGAAAAAAGCAUAGUAUUAAUUUUAAUAUUGUAAAAAAGAAAAGGAAAAUAUCUAAAAUAUACAGAGAACAUAUGUAUAUCCAAAUGUCUGAGAGAUUUCAAGAUAAUCUACUUUUGUUUUCUGUUGAUUUCUAUUCCAUGGUGUACAUAUUGUGUGGAUUGAACAUUGGCUGUUUUAAUACUAUUGUUAAAUUGUAUUUUUAUUUUGUGUUAAACUAAUCAUCACAGACUCAGCUUUAUUUUGUUUAUGUAAAGGUUGCUAUGCUAUGUAGGUAUAAAACCAAGAAUUCUAUUUUAACAAAAAAGCAUUUUAUAUAUUAUUUAUUAAAUACAUGUGUCUCCAACUUCUGACAUUCCACAGAAUUUCUGCUCCGUAUAUGUAUAGAAAUGGCAGUCCCUUUCAAGCAGGAUCAGUCAGCUUUAUUCUGUUUUUCAUAAUAAAGUGGAAAUAGUUGCCGUCAGUCUGUCCAGCUGACCCUUCUGUUCCGAGCGUAGUGGCUUCCAGGCGCUGUCAGGACCAUCUCGAAGUGCAGUGGCUCGUGAAUGCAGAAACAUCUGACAAACUUGCAAAUAAACCCCUGGGUUUGGUAUUUCUAAAUUCCCCCUUUUAUUCCUCGGCGUUCCGGAGAGCGAGCGUUUAUUCACAUGAGCCCGUGCUGGGUUAACGAGAAUUAAUGACCUUAAAUCGGGGCGAGGAAUCGGCUUGAUAUUUGAAAAAGGUCAGGCAUGGGCUCAGGUAUUUGCGAAGCUCUUUUAAUUCCAAGGUUAAUGAGGGAGUGGAAGGGAGAGCCCGGAGGGGCUGCGGGGUUUGAGCGCGGGGGCCGGCUCGCAGCGGUGCCUUGUGUCGGGCGUAGGGCAGAGACGGGCCAAACCGGCAUCGGAGGUGGCAAAAAUUGUAUGUGUUGCUGUUUCAGGGGGAUUAUUUGGUCCUUAAAAAUAGGUUUAGAGCCCAUGAAGCCAGGAGGGGUGUCCUGCGGAGCUGGGCGGCCGGGGCAGGGGCCAGGCCGUGGCGCAGGACUCUGCCCGCGCCGCAGGCGAGGAGGGGAGCGGGCACCCCCGGGACCCCGCGGGGACCGUCCCUCCGGGGGUGUCGGGACUCAGAGCCCGCGCUCCCUGAGCUCCACCUGCCCGGGCAGCCAGCCCCUCGCAGCAAAGGGUUUGCUGGAGCUCUGCUACCGCUGGGCACAUCUGUCCAUAACCCAACCGGGCACUUCCUUCCCCAGCCAGGUACAAAAAUAGCGCAAAAUUCAUCAGAUAACUCAUUUGCUAAAAAUAAGGCCAGUUGCAGUCCUGGCCCCCGCAGUUUGAGGAAUGCUCAAGGUAUUAAAGCACAUGCUUGUAAUUGCCACUGUGGUGGAGCUCGGAGCACGUACCCUUCAGGGUUUAACCGAGUGGUGUCUCGAGGGUGAAAUGUGGCUUUUGCUGGCCGUGGGGCCGAAGCCGCCUCUUCUCACAGGGAGGGGUGGCCGCUUUCCCCCCGUAGUACUUCUGGCCUGGUUUUACAUUUUCCCCGUCUGAUCCUGUUGUAUUUCUGUGGCUGAGAGCGAGCUGUAGUGUUGAGAGAGCUCCCGCGGGGUGGGAGAGGCCGGUGGUGGGGUGUAAAACCGCACGGGUGCCCGUGGGAUCCUGGUUUUUUGGCAUCACCCACCAGAAAUGCGCGGAGAUCGGGGUAGCGCCGAGCCCGGCGCCGCAAACCUGACCCGUGCCCAAGCAGGGCUUCCUUAGAAAACCUGGGGACAAUGCUGGUUGUUCACCCAGGGCGAGGAUUUAUCCGCGUUUGUGUAACUUGAUGUAUUUCCAGACUGGGGGAGGAGGCGGGUGGGGUGUAGCACUGGGAUUGCCUGGAUGCGGGGUGGGAAGAGGCCUUCCCGGCAGUAGCAAGCAUCUUUUCCUUAAGGAAAGGGAGAAAUCAGAGAGCAGGCGAAUAAAAAUGAGUCUGAAAAACAGAAUAAAGCGAGAGCAUCCUAGGAGAGGCGUUUUUAUGAGCACUGUUUCAGUGACGACAUUCGGUCCUUAAAAAAAGAAAAAAAAAAAAAAGAAAAAAAAUAAAGGAGCAGAUUCACAUGAAUAGCUACUAGUGAUUUAAAGAAAUAUAUUGAAAGAGAACCUGUUUUCAAUGUGUAAUUUAAUGGUAAGAAAAGCCAGUAUCUGUAAAUAACUUUAGAUAUUGUAUCUAUGAGAAUCAUUCUUUGUUUUCUGUACUUGGCUCUUUUCAUAUUUAUUGUGCGGAGGAGGGGGUGCCCCGUGCCGGUGUGUGCUGCUGCACGUCCCAGUGGUACUUCUCCCAGAGACUUUAUCUUCGGGGUUUACAGUCCUCGGCGAUUUGUGACUGAUGUGCCACACUUAGUUAAUUCCGCCAUUUUAUUUUAUUUUAUUUUGGUUUUUGGUUUUUUUUUUGUUGUUGUUUCGUUGGGGGGUUUUUUUUGUUGUUUUUUUUUUAUAAAAGGGUUAUUUUGGCACAAGCUAAGCUGCUUCUGUGUGUUGGUCAGUACAACUGCUCUCGUACGACGAGAACCCCAAUAAAAGCCGUCCUUUGCGUGUG
Molecule: messenger RNA, 10027 nt
Organism: Chroicocephalus ridibundus (black-headed gull)
Lineage: Eukaryota; Metazoa; Chordata; Aves; Charadriiformes; Laridae
Gene: GRK3
Product: G protein-coupled receptor kinase 3
Exons: 21
Coding region: 933-2696 (587 amino acids)
Biological process (GO): G protein-coupled receptor signaling pathway; desensitization of G protein-coupled receptor signaling pathway; protein phosphorylation
Molecular function (GO): ATP binding; G protein-coupled receptor kinase activity; G protein-coupled receptor binding
Source: RefSeq, a predicted model, not a curated record